AUGUCUGUUCAAAGCGCUCUUUGCCAUGUAUGUGAGUAUCGCUUGCAGGAUGUAUACUAUACAGGUGUUGUGGCUGGAGCUCUCAGCAUACCGAAGACGGAUUGGAGUAGCAGGAUAUAUUAUCUCCUCGAGCCUGGAACGACCGAGCCAAUUUUGUGUGAUGAAUAUGGCUCCCCGCUGACUGUGGCGUACUUCCCUCUGCAAUCUCCCGAAGAGAUGCAAGAAGGAUUUCAUAAACUGGUGUACUCCAAAUGCCCUCCUCAGACUGUACCUGAUUCCGAUUAG
Molecule: messenger RNA, 285 nt
Organism: Cooperia oncophora
Lineage: Eukaryota; Metazoa; Nematoda; Chromadorea; Rhabditida; Trichostrongylidae
Source: the annotation of a GenBank genome assembly